AUGUGCCGCCUCACUUUCAGCUUGACUCUAAGCCUGUUGAGCCUGCUGUGCUUGACUCGCGCCCAGCCACAAUCGGAUAGCUGCGCCCAGGAUGGGGCAACGCUACUUUGUCGCGGCGAGCGCGCUUUGCGCAAUGUGCUCAUAAACCUGGGCAAGAGCGAUAAGCCGCUGGUCAUUAUGCGUGGCCUGGAGAUUGUGCCAGCACCAGCAGCAGCUAAUGCACAAAGGAUGGACGAGCCAACGACGGGGGACGAGCCAACGCUGCUGGAUAGUCUGGCGCUCUAUUUGCGCACGCAUGAGGUCAAUCUAAAGCUGGCGGAUUUGCUAGACGAGACAAGCGGACAGCAAGCGGCAGAGGCACGUAAAAAGGAUAAAGGACAGGGCAUGCUGCUGGCCAUGGCACUGAUGUUUGGCAAAAUGAUGGCUGUGAUGGGAAUUGGCGGCAUAGGUGCACUAGCUAUGAAGGCCCUGGGCGUAGCAAUGAUGGCGCUGAUGAUGGCCGGACUGUUGGGCUUGAAGUCGGUGGCACAGCAGGGACAUGAGAGCAGCCACAGCAUUUCCUAUGUGACCGGUGAGGGGCAUCAUCAUCACAAGCGACGACGUCGCCGCGCUGCUGCUGCUGCUCCCAUAUUGCAGGUGGUCAACGAGUCCGCACAGCCCUUGGCGUAUCGCAACUGGUCGCAAUGA
Messenger RNA from Drosophila busckii, 687 nucleotides. RefSeq lists its product as uncharacterized. NCBI's taxonomy places the organism in Eukaryota, Metazoa, Arthropoda, Insecta, Diptera, Drosophilidae. The coding region runs from base 1 to 687 and encodes 228 amino acids. The record is from RefSeq and is a predicted model, not a curated record. The transcript has 2 exons.